AAAAUCGUCAUUUCGUUUAACGGAGCGUCAAAAUGGUGAACUGCGGUCUUGUGACUCAGAAAAAUGUGCCAGUGCCUCUGAAGAGCAUCUCAGUGGAGGUCCGUGUUCAGGAUCAUGUCUCCACAGUCUCCUCCACUCUGCUGUAUGUGAAUGAGGAAGAGCGCCCCCUGGAGGCCUUGUUCGUGUUCCCUCUGCCCGCUGAUGCUGCUGUCUGCCACUUCAGUGCCAAGAUCGGAGAGCAGGAGAUUGUGGCAGAGGUGCAAGAAAGAGAAACCGCGAGGGAUCGGUAUGAUGAUGCUGUGAGUUCGGGUCAGCAGGCGUUUCUGCUGGAAGAGAGUGCAGAGAGUCCUGAUGUGUUCGGACUGAGUGUCGGGUGUCUGUCGCCGGGUCAGAACGCUGCCGUCACCAUCAUCUACGUCACCGAGCUCGAUGUGCAGGCCGACCACUCGCUGCGCUUCUGUCUGCCGGCUGUACUCAACCCCCGAUACACACCAGCAGGUUCAGGAGCUGGUAUAGUCUCAGAGAUUUCAUCAGUAUGUGGAGCCGUUCCCUACACGCUGACACUCAGUGUCCAUGUGAGCUCUCCAAAGCCCAUCUCCAAAUUAGAGUCCAACUGCACUCUGGAUCCUCUAGUGUUCCUCCACUCGGAUCACACUCAGGCUACGGUGAAUCUGAGUCCUGGUCACAUGUUUGAUAAGGACGUUGAGCUGUUUCUGUACUAUCAGGAUACCCAUCAGCCCUCUGCUAUAGUGGAGGCAGGAGUGGCCACUGCCCCAUCAGGCUCUCUGAUGAGGGACCCAGUGGUCAUGAUAAGUUUGUACCCAGAAUUCCCAGAGGAAGUGAUGUCAUCACUGGCAACACAAGGAGAGUUUAUUUUCGUGAUGGACAGAUCAGGCAGUAUGGGCGAUGUGAUGCAUCAUGGAAAAGGAGCACAGACGCGCAUAGAAAGUGCAAAGGAUACUCUGCUGUUACUGUUGAAGAGUCUGCCCAUGGGAUGCUACUUCAAUAUCUUUGGAUUUGGCUCUCGUUUUGAGGCCUUCUCUUUCUAUGAGAGUGUCGAGUACAAUCAGGACACAAUGGAUCAGGCUAUGAAGAGUGUGAAGAGAAUGAAAGCAGACCUGGGCGGCACAGAGAUUUUACAGCCUCUAAAAUACAUCUACAGUCAGCGCUGUAAGCCCAACCACCCCAGACAGCUGUUCAUCUUCACUGAUGGAGAGGUGGAAAACACUAAAGAGGUGCUGGACCUGGUGAAACAUCAUGUUCACUCUCACAGGUGUUUCUCAUUCGGGAUUGGUGAGGGUGCAAGUAGCGCCCUCAUCACAGGAAUGGCCAGGGAAGGAUCUGGUCACGCUCAGUUCAUCACAGGCACCGACCGCAUGCAGCCCAAAGUGAUGCAGUCCCUCAGGUUUGCGCUGCAGCCCCCUGUGUUUAAAAUCUCUUUGCGCUGGACCCUUCCAGAUGGCAUUAAGGUUGAAAAACUGUCUCAACCCAUCAAAGUGCUCUUCCAGGGUCAAAGGGCACUCAUUUACGCCCAACUUAAAGGAGAGAGUUCAGGAGACUCUGAGGGAAUGGUGACAGUCAAAUACAGGCUUAAAGAUCGACUGGUUACAAACCAGCUCCACUUCUGCCUCAAACCAACUGAGGAAACUGGGUUGGCCGUCCACCGGCUGGCGGCUCGCACCCGGAUCCGUUUUCUGGAGCAGAAAGAAAGGGCUAGUAGUGCGAGGCUGAAGAGCGUCAGGAGAAAGAUAGUGGAGCUCAGUGUUCAGGCAGGAGUAAGCAGUGUUCAUACAGCCUUCAUUGCCGUUAAUAAAGACAGCAGAGAGACUGUGAAAGGACCCCUGUUAAAGAGAAGAGUGCAGACAUACGGGUUUCGACAUUUUCCAAACAGACCAUUGUUAAGAGGCGGAGGUCCCGGCUCGGAUUGUGAAAGCGAUGAGGAGCUUUCAGGGGGAGGAUGUGGUAAGCGACGUUGGUCUCACAACUUGGACCCGUUACUCCAGCUGGUUUCUCUCCAAAAGGCGUCAGGCUGCUGGGAUCUGGACGUCACACUGGCUGAUGCGUUUGGGAAGACGGAGGAGGAGCUGACCAAUCAGAAACCAGCACAGGUGGAGGGGUCAGUAUGGGCCACUCUCCUGGCUCUGAUCUGGUUAUACGGCUGUAAAAUAGACCAGCGGGUCGAGUGGCAGUUUGUGGCCAUGAAGGCGGCGUCGUGGAUCGGCUCUCAGAAAGUGGGCGAUCUGUCUGAGUGUGUGUGUGUGGGUAAUGUCCUGCUCGGAUGUCAGGUGACCAAAGAGACUCUGGGAAUCUGAAGACGUCAGUGUUUCUACUUCCUGUGCCGUCAGAAGACGAAAGAACUGUUACAGUUUCAUUUACUGUUUUUCCUUUACUUGUUUCCUUAAGGUUUAAUCCAUUUAAUUUGUUCAAAUCAACACCGAUUUGUAAAAAUAUAUGUGAGUGACCUGCAAGAUCAUUUGAGUUUUAUGCACCAAAGUAAAAGUAGUUUUGGC
Rhinichthys klamathensis goyatoka is the source of this 2510-nucleotide messenger RNA. Its product is annotated as von Willebrand factor A domain-containing protein 5A-like. Lineage: Eukaryota; Metazoa; Chordata; Actinopteri; Cypriniformes; Leuciscidae. The record is from RefSeq and is a predicted model, not a curated record. The transcript has 20 exons. The coding region runs from base 33 to 2312 and encodes 759 amino acids.